AUGACCGGUCGCUACCGGUACGAGGAUUUGCGGCGACACAUGAAAAUGUGUUUUGGGACCAUUCAAAGACAUUUAAAACAGCUUGGCUACGUAUCCCGCUUCGAUGUUUGGGGGUCACACAAACUGACUGAGGCAAAUCUGGUCAACCGAAUAUUAAUCUGCAAUUCUCUUCUGAACCGGCACAAAACGAAUCCAUUGUCGAUCGGAUAG
Messenger RNA from Nezara viridula (southern green stink bug), 210 nucleotides. The record is from the annotation of a GenBank genome assembly. Lineage: Eukaryota; Metazoa; Arthropoda; Insecta; Hemiptera; Pentatomidae.